CAAAUAACAAGUCCACAAGUGCAAGACAGACAACCAACGCGUUCUUCCCCCUUUUCCCCUCACUUCCUCUUCUUCUUCUUCUUCAAUCAUUUCACCAUAAUCAUCUCAAAAUCCUCUAAAAUUCACACAUUUCUGCACUAAUCUAGGGUUUCAAUCGAUUCUCCCCUUCAAUUUCCCCCCAGAUCGACCUUAAUCCCCCUUUCUGUAACCCUAAUUCCCCUAGGGUUUCCAUCAAACCCUAAUUCUCAAUGCAGUCGUUCUAAUUCUCAACCUGUUCGUGUUUUUCUGAAUUAGCAAUCAGAAGCGAACAAUUUUGUGUUGAAUUUGAUAGAUUCCGUUGAAGUUUUUUGAUAAAUUAGUUUCUAGAUUGGGUUGUUCGGAAUUAGGGUUUCGGUAGACGCUUGUUUCUUCGAAUUUGAGUCGGUUUGUUCGUGAUUUUCUGAUUUAACAGUUAGAAGCGAACAAUUCUGUGUCGAAUUUGAUACAAUCUGUCGAAAAUUUCCAAAAAAUUAGUUUCUAGAUUGGUUUGUUCGGAAUUAGGGUUUCUGUAUACUCUUGUUUCUACGAUUUUGAUUCGGUUUGUUUGUGAUUUUCUGAUUCAACAGUUAGAAGCUACCGAUUUCGGAUCGAAUUUGAUAGAUUCGGUUGAAAAUUUUCAAAAAAUUAGUUCCUAGAUAGUUUUGUCGGAAUUAGGGUUUCUCUAGGCUCGUGUUUCUUCGAAUUUGAACCGAUUUGCUCCUGAUCUUCUGAUUUAACAGUCAGCAGCGAACAAUUCAGUGUCGAAUUUGAUAGAUUCGUUUGAAAUAUUUUUAGAAAUAUAGUAUUUCGAUUAGUUUGUUCUGAAAUAGGGUUUCUGUAGGCUCUUGUUUCUUUGAAUUUGAGUCGGUUUGUUCGUGAUCUAUCGAUACAACGGUCAGAAGCGACUGAUUUCGGAUUGAAUUUAAUAGACUUGGUUAAAUUUUUACUUUCUAGAUUGGUUAGGGUUUCUGUAAACUCUUGUUUCUUCGAAUUUGAGCCGGUAAUGGUGGGUUCGGAGGCUUUACCAUCACCCAGGCAGCACGGAGUUACGAAACCGUUGUCUCUAGCAGGGCCUUCUGAGGCCGAUUUGCUUAGAACUAAGAAGUUGAAUAAGUUUUUGGUAGAUUCUGGACUUUAUGAAAGUCAAGAAGAAACGGCUAAGAGGGAGAAAGUUCUUGGUCAAAUUAAGCAGAUUGUAGUUGAGUGGGUGAAGGAACUUACUCGCCUUCGUGGGUACUCGGAUCAAAUGGUCGAGGAUGCAAAUGCAGUCGUAUUUACUUUUGGUUCUUAUCGGCUUGGGGUUCAUGGUCCCGGGGCAGACAUUGACACCUUGUGUGUCGGGCCAUCUUACGUCAAUCGAGAUGAAGAUUUCUUCUUUGGCUUGCAUGAGAUGUUGACGAAAAAGGAGGAAGUUACUGAACUUCAACCAGUUCCAAGUGCUCAUGUUCCAGUUAUGAAGUUUAAGUUUGAAGGGAUAUCUAUUGAUCUUCUUUAUGCUAGCAUUUCUCGUUCAGUCGUCCCUGAUGAUUUGGACAUAUCGGAUGUUUCCGUGCUGUAUAAUGUUGAUGAGCCGACGGUUCGUAGUCUUAACGGCUGCAGGGUUGCUGACCAAAUUCUUAAACAUGUUCCAAAUGUUGAGCAUUUUCGUACGACACUUCGUUGCUUAAAGUUCUGGGCUAAAAGGCGCGGUGUGUAUUCAAAUGUGACUGGUUUUCUUGGUGGCGUGAACUGGGCGAUACUAGUUGCACGGGUAUGUCAAUUUUAUCCAAAUGCUGUUCCGAGUAUGUUGGUUUCUCGGUUUUUUAGGGUAUAUACACAGUGGCGAUGGCCAAAUCCGGUGAUGCUUUGUGCUAUACAAGAGGAUGAGCUUGGAUGUACUGUGUGGGACCCGCGUAAGAAUCCAAAGGACAAAACUCAUCAUAUGCCAAUCAUAACACCUGCCUACCCGUGCAUGAAUUCCAGUUAUAAUGUCUCCAUAAGCACACUUCGUGUUAUGACAGAGCAAUUUCAAUUCGGUAAUCGGAUAUGUGAGGAAAUAGAACUUAAUAAAGCACAGUGGCCUGUACUUUUUGAACCGUACAUGUUCUUCGAGAGCUACAAAAACUAUUUACAAGUUGACAUAGUUGCUGCUGACCCAGAUGAUUUACGGGCUUGGAAAGGUUGGGUAGAGUCUCGUUUGAGGCAGUUGACCUUGAUGAUUGAACGAGACACGCAAGGGAAGCUUCAAUGCCAUCCGUACCCUCACGACUACAUCGACCCGUCAAAACAAUGUUCACACAACGCGUUUUUUAUGGGACUACAACGAAAACAAGGCGAAUUAGUUCAAGAAAAUCAACAAUUCGACAUCCGUGGUACAGUCGACGAGUUUCGGCAUUCGGUUAACAUGUACAUGUUUUGGAAGCCUGGGAUGGAGAUUUACGUUUCUCACGUUCGUAGAAAGCAAAUCCCACUAUAUGUGUUUCCAGAUGGUUAUAAACGGCCUCGACUUCCGCGGGCCGCGAGUCAUCAACCCGUUUGCGGUUUGGGUUCCGCUGAGAAAACGAGUGUAAAGAGAAAGGGAGAAGGUGUGGAGAGAGAUAGUCCACAAAGAAGGCAAUCAAUUAGCCCGAGCCCGAUCUCGAGCCCCUUCAUGAGUCCGCUGAGCCAUUCGUUAGUUAACGGGCUCGAACCCGUGAGUAGUUUUAAGAAUGAGGAAGUUGGGGUUAUUGGAUGUAGUUCGGGGUCUAGUAUAGUUACGAAUGAGGAUGUCGGGCUUGAAAAAACGAGUUUCGGAAGCAACUGUCAGGAGUUAAGUGAGGAAGAUUCUCAAUCGGCUGUAGAUAAAUUAUCGAGGUGUUUGAAAUUGAGCCAAUGCUAAACUCAGGAUGCUACUAUCAGAACUAGAGCAGAGCGAUUACGAGGUUAGGCAUGACAUCAACAGCUUGAGAAAGAUUAAAGAGCUGUUCUCACUUGGUAAGGUAUUAUUUUACCAGCCAUGUUUGUUUCUUGUGCUGCAAGCAAAGCAUCGGGUGUUCAAAAUACUUUUAGGUUAUUCGAUUAUUCUAUUCGGGGGUUUUAAUGGUGAGGUGAGGAUGGCGGGGGUGUAGUAACUAACGCAUCUUCCUCUGAUGUACAUGUUUUUUUUAUAUACGUUUUUUUUUCUUUCUGUUUUUGGUUAUCAAGAAGAUUAGCGGUGUCACCUAGCUUUAGAUGAAACCAUCGGCUUUGUUCUUGAUGGAGAUUGGGGGAGUCUUGUUAAUUUGUGGAUGCCGAUUUAGAGGCUUAAAUUUGUGGUAUUUUGUAAUGUUGGUUUGAAAGAUUAUAUACAUUGGUUGCAUUGAAAUGA
Molecule: messenger RNA, 3343 nt
Organism: Helianthus annuus (common sunflower)
Lineage: Eukaryota; Viridiplantae; Streptophyta; Magnoliopsida; Asterales; Asteraceae
Product: nuclear poly(A) polymerase 4
Exons: 12
Coding region: 1022-2875 (617 amino acids)
Cellular component (GO): nucleus
Molecular function (GO): RNA binding; poly(A) RNA polymerase activity
Source: RefSeq, a predicted model, not a curated record